AUGAGUUAUAUUGAUCUUGAAAAAGCAGUUUAUCGUCUGGAAAAAAAAAAUGUCUUAAAAAAGUACGAGUCAAAAGCAAUAUUCGCCGACGAUAUCAAAAAGACCCUUGAUCAAUUGGAAGCCACCUAUAAGGAACUCAAGAAACAAACUUCAAACAUCGUAUUCAAGGAAAUGAAUGGAGCUCGUAAACAGUAUGAACGAGCAGCUCGUAUAGCAGAGAUCUACAAACAGCAGUGUGACAGACUUCGAAAUCUUCACGAACAACAAGACAAGAUGCUAACAAGUAUCUUUGGUCCCGAUUAUGCCAGUGAAAAGGAGAAUCGGCUAGAAGCAGAAUUAGACGAUACAACUGAGUGGCAGCAACGUGUUUCUCUCGCCAAAUUUAAGUGGACUAAUGGACGAAUUUUGCUUCGGAUAUCUUGUAGGAAUACUCGAAUGCGAUAUUUUGCUGCUGCUGAAGCACGCAACAAUUUUAUUGCAGCUGGACAAAAUGUGCAGUCGUGCAGAAUCUAUCUAGGAAAGGUCAAGUUUCCUUACUGUACGGAAGAAGAGAUGGCCGAGAUGGAAAAAACGAUAAAUACAGCGUUCAAUGACAUUCAGUCAAAUGAAACACUAAAAAAAGCGCUGUCGGUGUACAAACACACUCAUAAAAAGGUAGCAGCUUUAGUACAGUGGUUUGACAAAGUCAUUAACGAAACAAUUUUAAAAGACCUAGAGAAAGCAAAUAAUGAAAUUAUCAAAAAGCAAAAGCAGUUACGUGAAGAACGUCUUUCGUUGAUGAAAAAACGAGUGAAAGAAGCAAUGGGAAAAGAAUUAACUUUUGAUUACGACGACGACACAGUGGAUGAGUUAGACCAAGAGCUUCUAGCCCUUGAAGCUGAUAAGGCUGAAGAUGACGACCAGCUUCCUGGAAAACAGUUAACAGAAAUCUUAAACCUUUCGCAACCAAAUGGAAGAGACCCAACUCCGGUAUCACAGUCGAAGUUAGCGCCGAUACCUGACAAAGACGCUCUUUUUGGUGGAAAUAAAGAGAUAGAAGAAAAACGGGGCAUUACAGGAGAUGUCAAACAGAAGCUUGAUGAAUAUGAUAGCACAAGAAAAGCCAUUGAAAAACGAAACUUGCUGGAACGCGAAAAACAAGAGAUAGAAUUAAAAGUUAGUUUUUUUUAACA
Enterobius vermicularis (human pinworm) is the source of this 1172-nucleotide messenger RNA. NCBI's taxonomy places the organism in Eukaryota, Metazoa, Nematoda, Chromadorea, Rhabditida, Oxyuridae. The record is from the annotation of a GenBank genome assembly.